Molecule: messenger RNA, 255 nt
Organism: Salpingoeca rosetta
Lineage: Eukaryota; Choanoflagellata; Craspedida; Salpingoecidae
Exons: 3
Coding region: 1-255 (84 amino acids)
Source: RefSeq, a predicted model, not a curated record
AUGCACAUGCUGCCCGCCACCACCACCAGCAGCAGCGCAAGCGGCAACAACGACACUGCACACCAACUAGCUGUCAUUGCGCUCGAGCAGAGCAAAGCAAGCAAGGGCAAGGGGAAGCACGGGGAAGCAGACGCGCGAUGCAGCCACAAGGACGAGGAGCAGAGUGCAAGGAGCAGGAUGCAGCGAUUGGCGCGCCGUGUUUGGCGCCAGUUGCCGUUCGAAGAGAAACCGUCCACUGGAUAUGGCGGAGUCUGA